AUGGAUGAGAGGCCGGAGACGGAGCUGAUAUGUUCGAUACCAGCAACGCCGAGGGCUUCGACGCCGGAGACACAGACGCCGUCCGGGCAGAGGUCUCCUAGGCCUGCUUCCAAGGCAUCGACGGGCUGGACGCCGACGUCGUUGUUGAGCCCCAUUGGGACUCCUAUGAAGAGGGUCCUCGUAAACAUGAAGGCCUACCUUGAGGAAGUUGGCCACCUGACGAAGCUGAAUCCUCAGGACGCUUGGCUUCCCAUCACGGAGUCCCGCAACGGCAAUGCCCACUACUCUGCUUUCCACAAUCUCAAUGCUGGUGUUGGCUUCCAGGCCUUGGUUUUGCCCGUCGCCUUCUCUUUCCUCGGCUGGAGUUGGGGAAUACUUUCCUUAACAAUAGCCUACAUCUGGCAACUUUACACCCUGUGGAUUCUAGUUCAGCUACAUGAAGCAGUUCCUGGGAAGAGGUACAACAGAUAUGUGGAGCUUGCACAAGCUGCAUUUGGGGAACGAUUAGGCGUCUGGCUUGCUCUCUUCCCGACAGUUUACUUGUCAGCGGGGACUGCAACUGCUUUGAUUCUUAUAGGAGGGGAGACCAUGAAACUGUUCUUCCAGAUAGUUUGUGGACCGCUAUGUUCAUCAAAUCCUCUAACAACAGUGGAGUGGUAUCUAGUGUUCACUUUCCUCUGCAUUGUAUUGUCUCAGCUCCCAAACCUCAACUCAAUUGCAGGACUCUCGCUCAUAGGGGCAAUUACAGCCAUAACUUACUCUACUAUGGUAUGGGUACUCUCAGUGAGCCAACAAAGGCCACCCUCAAUCUCAUACCACCCCCUUUCAUUACCAUCCUUUUCGGCCUCUGUCUUUUCAGUCAUGAAUGCACUUGGAAUUGUUGCCUUUGCAUUCAGGGGACACAAUCUAGCCCUGGAGAUUCAGGCAACAAUGCCAUCAACAUUCAAACACCCAGCUCACGUGCCCAUGUGGAGAGGAGCCAAAGUUGCCUAUUUCUUUAUUGCCAUGUGCUUAUUCCCUGUUGCGAUUGGAGGCUUUUGGGCCUAUGGAAAUCUUAUGCCCUCGGGAGGGAUUCUCAAUGCUUUGUUUGCAUUUCACAAUCAUGACAUUCCAAGAGGGCUUCUUGCUAUGACAUUCCUCCUUGUUGUGUUCAACUGUCUGAGUAGUUUCCAAAUAUAUUCAAUGCCUGUUUUCGACAGUUUUGAAGCGGGUUACACAAGCCGUACCAACCGCCCUUGUUCAAUUUGGGUCAGGUCCGGGUUCCGAGUGUUUUAUGGGUUCAUCUCCUUCUUCAUAGGGGUGGCACUUCCUUUCCUCUCCAGUCUUGCAGGUUUGUUAGGAGGGCUCACUCUUCCGGUCACAUUUGCUUAUCCUUGUUUCAUGUGGGUUCUCAUAAAAAAGCCCACAAAAUUCAGCUUCAACUGGUAUCUUAAUUGGAUCCUUGGUUGGUUGGGUAUUGCUUUCAGCUUGGCCUUUACAAUUGGAGGUAUUUGGAGUAUGGUGAACAAUGGCCUUACCCUCAAAUUCUUUAAACCCAACUGACAUUUUUAAAGUUUAGGGUGUAUGUGGAGGACUUCUUCAAUGCCGAAACAAUUUAAUUGUUUUUAUUAUGUUGGCAAUUUUCAUAUUAUUUUGUGUUAUUAUCUUCUUGUGUACGUCUGAUCAUCAUCAGACCCUACAGUGGCAAGAGUAUCAUGCCCUGAAAUUGCCUUUUUUGUCUUUCCAAUUUUAAUAGCAUUGCAACUUUUGAACCACCACAGGAGUCAUUUCAACAGAGAUUAGAGAAGAAUGUUGUAAUGAGACAUCAUUUCCAUUCAAAAUUCAAAUGUUAAACCUUCCAUGUUGAAGUUAUGGAUCCAACAUUGUUGAAAUUUAUAUUGGGAAAA
Messenger RNA from Camellia sinensis, 1886 nucleotides. RefSeq names its product lysine histidine transporter-like 8. The record is from RefSeq and is a predicted model, not a curated record. NCBI's taxonomy places the organism in Eukaryota, Viridiplantae, Streptophyta, Magnoliopsida, Ericales, Theaceae.